Molecule: messenger RNA, 3264 nt
Organism: Schistocerca cancellata (South American locust)
Lineage: Eukaryota; Metazoa; Arthropoda; Insecta; Orthoptera; Acrididae
Product: cilia- and flagella-associated protein 57-like
Exons: 15
Coding region: 1-3264 (1087 amino acids)
Molecular function (GO): protein binding
Source: RefSeq, a predicted model, not a curated record
AUGGCUGCUACUCAUUUUCAUCCACAUCUUAUUCUGGGCUUAAAGACGGGAGUAAAAGGAAAUGCUCAGUAUAUUAAGGGCAAUAAUGUAUUAUAUCCUGUUGGAGGAGUUCUCGCACUACAUAACUUCAAAGAGAAAGAACAAAGCUAUAUUCGAUUGGAAGAGAACGAGAAAGCUUUGACAAUGAUUCAUGUGAGCAUGGACAGAACGAUGGCAGCUAUUGUGUAUCAAACAGACGAACGUUAUAUUUCGGUGUAUGAUUUGACAACAUUGAAGCAAAAAAAAGUAAUCUGUGUUUCUCCUGACAUUCCUGGCAAGGAAAUUGUUGUUGCCUGUUUCACAUUUGAUUUAAAGUUCUUAAUGGUAAUUCUUGGCAAGCCUCAGUGGAUGCUACUGUGUUAUGAGUUACAAACGGGAGAUCUAAAGUCCUCAACACAAGCAAUUAAUGAAGAUGGAACAGGAGAAGUCUAUCAGGCUGCGCCCAACCCCAGCGACAACACAGUAAUUUGCGUUGUCGGUCCCGGCCUGUUCCGUCUCCUUAGCGUGCUGGACAACUCGUGGACGCAGUACGGAUACGCUAUGACCGAAUAUGUCCCAUUCACGUGCGCCUCUUGGGUCACGUUCGACCGUCUCGUCUGUGGGACGAAAGAUGGCAGACUAAUAAUAUUCGAAUCUGGAGAUCUGAAGUAUAUCUAUGACAUGGCGGAAACUAGUCUGAUUGACACGAAAAGUUUCGAGGAGUUGCCACCACUAACGCGUCCCGAAACUGAAACGGAAGAGGACGUUCGAAAUACUGAGAUCCGCGAGAUAGUCUCCGGUGCGAAAGGCUUUGCAUAUAAUUAUGGAGAAUCGGCUGUUCAUUUCUUCGAAAGACUAAGUGCCCAUGCCUACUCAAAAAGGAAUGUCUUCAACAUUCCUUGUCCUGAAAUCGCUGAGAGGGAACCUGGCAUUAACUGCAUUCAGAAUCUGAGUAUGAAUAAUGACGGAGAUUAUCUCGUUGCAACUACCCGCUACUCACAGAUAUAUUCUGCAUUUUUAAUGGGACCCACUAUAGCACAACAACCAGAAAUUGAGUUCGAUCUAUUGGGAGAAAGUUUGCAUCAUGGAGAGAUAAAUGGACUUUCAACAUGUCGAUGGAAACCCAUUUUCAUAACGUGUGGCAAAGCUGAUCGCACCGUUCGAAUUUGGAACUACGAAGAACAGAAACUUACAAUGUCUGUGCAGUAUCAGGAAGAUGUAUACUGUGUUGCCCUGCAUCCAACUGGACUAUAUGCUACUAUUGGAUUUUCUCAUAAGAUCCGAUAUGUAAAAGUGCUUAUUGAUGACCUAGAGUCUAUGAGAGCAUUCCCUAUUAGAAGCUGUGUUGAAUGUGCUUUUAGCUGUAAUGGUCAUUUGUUUGCUGCUGUCAAUGGAAAUAUAAUACAAAUAUAUUCUUGCAUAACAUUUCAGAAUGUUUAUACUCUGAAAGGACAUAAUGGGAAGAUUCGCUCACUUGCUUGGAUUGAGUCAGAUGACAAACUUGUUUCUUGUGGAACUGAAGGUGCUGUUUAUGAAUGGUAUAUUCCUUCAACCCGGAGAGUAGGUGAAACAAUAAUAAAGAGCUGUGUUUUCUCUGGGAUAACAGUCUUUUCAUAUGGAGGUUCUCUGUUUGCUGUUGGAAGUGAUGGAAAACUGAGAGAAAUAAGUGAUUCUGAGGUCAUAAAUGAAGUGGACAUUUGUGAACAACUUGAUUGCAUUACUAUCACACAUGAUAACUCAGUUUUAUUCAUAAGUACUUCAUCUGGCACUAUUUUCUCCUAUCCAUUGCCACUAACUGAGACACCUCAUCCCAGGAAACAGGCAAUUCACAACCACUCAAUUACACGUAUGUGCAUUACUGAGAAUAAUGAGUUACUGAUCACCUGCUCUACAGAUGGAAUGCUCUGCUUGUGGUCAAUUGCUCCAUCCCGUAGAAAGAAAUCAGCUGCAGUGCUAAGUACUUUAUAUUUUGAAUACAUACUUGUGAAUAAAGGACAUCUGGAAGAAUUGACAAACUCUAUUGCAGAAUUAAAUCAGAGAAUUGGGGUACUCGAAAAAGAAUAUGACUAUCAAACACAACAGAAUGAAGCAAAGUUUACUGAAGAAUUGAAGGAGAUAGUCAGUAGUUACCAAGAGUUCAUGGAAAAUAUGAGAGAACAGUCAGAGAGAGUGGCAACAGAUCACGCUCAGGAGCUGAUGAGCUUCAAGGAUGAUAUUGCAAAGAAGAAGUCAUACUACGAAAUAGAAGUACAGAAUUUUGAACUGAAUUUUGAGGCCAAAUUAAUAGAAAAAUAUAACAAAUAUCAGGCCCAAGAAGACAAAAUGGCAAGGACAAAGGCUAGAUAUGAGAAGCAAAUAGGUGACAUAUUGGAAGAGAAGAAACGGGCAAUGUCUGAAAUUCAACAGAAGUAUGAGCUUAAACUUCACAAUAAGGAGAUGCAAAUUGAUGAUCUACUCAAGGAAACUCAGGACCGAGUACAGGAACAUGAAAGCAUUGUAACACAACUAGAAGAUGAAGUCGAUGCAAAUGUUAUUAACAUCAAGGAACAUUUUGAAAAUUUGUUAGAAGAAGAAAAAAUUGCAAGUGCAGAACUACGACGUGAAAUUGUUGGAACAAAAAACAAAUUCAAGAGUGUUGAAAAGGAUGUUGAUGAGUACAGAUGUCAGAUCCAGAAAAUGCAAAAUGAACAAAAAACAUUCAAGGAAAUGAUAGAAUUGUUCGAAAAAGACAUUGUUGAUAUAAAAACUGAAAUUGCUGAAAGAGAUAUUAGUCUUGCAGAGAAGGAAAAACAACUAUACACACUUACUCGGGACAAACAGGAACUAGAAAAAAUUAAUUCUAUUCUAAAUUAUGGAAUUGAAGAGCUGAAGAAUGAGCUUCCUAUAAAGGACAAUGAGAUAAAAUCUAGAAUGGAGCAAAUAAGACAAAUGAGGAACAGGCAAGUACAGGCAGGAAGGAAUAGGUGCAACUACUCGGAUAUACUGGGAAUAGUCUUUGGAAGGAUAGUGCAGAAGGACAAAUAUGGAUGCAAGUUCAGGUGUAUUGCCAGGAGGAGGAAAGUGCGGUGCUGUUGUCUGGCUGAGGUUGAGCCUGGAGAAGUAUCAGGAAUGGUGGCUGAGAUCAGCUGGAGUCAUGAUGAUGAUGAUGAUGAUGAUGAUGAUGGUCAAGUAUUCUGGUGCUGUGCCAGAAGCAGGAAGCUGCAGCAGAUGUGUGAGGAAAUGAUUGACCCUGGAGGCUGUCUGUGA